This is a messenger RNA of Filobasidium floriforme, 982 nucleotides long. RefSeq lists its product as uncharacterized. Gene Ontology annotation, cellular component: cytosol. Bases 110 to 886 code for a protein of 258 amino acids. Gene Ontology annotation, biological process: cytokinin biosynthetic process. Lineage: Eukaryota; Fungi; Basidiomycota; Tremellomycetes; Filobasidiales; Filobasidiaceae. Gene Ontology annotation, molecular function: hydrolase activity, hydrolyzing N-glycosyl compounds. The record is from RefSeq and is a predicted model, not a curated record. The transcript is spliced from 6 exons.
AACCUCUAUUCUGUACUUAUAUUGUUGGAAUACCCAGCUACUUGCUACUAGAUUUAUCGAUAUACCUUGUUGUCUGUUCCGGGAAACUUCUACCAAAUCCCCUCGAAUCAUGUCUCCCGAACCCAUCUGCGUAUUCUGUGCUUCAUCGCCAGGAACUAGCCCUGUUUACGAAGCAGCCGCGAGGAGCGUAGGAGAGGCCAUCGCCAAAUCGGGAAGAAAGCUCGUCUACGGCGGUGGUGUUAGGGGGAUGAUGGGCUUCGUCUCGGACGCCGCUCUUCAAGCCGGCGGUCUCGUCCACGGCAUCAUCCCUCAAGCCCUGACCGGUCGAGCGGCCGAACGAGCCGUCAGAAAGUUACGUUCUCCAACCGAAGCAGAAGCCACUCCCGAGUCAGGCGGCGGAAAGGAAGCAGAGGUAGAGGGUAGCAAGGAGGGUACAGGUGAAGAGGUUGGGACGGAUGCGAGGGUGUCAGACAGGUUUACGAGCGAAGUCGUGAAUACCAUGCACGAGCGUAAACAACGGAUGGCCGACUUGAGUCAAGGUGGCUUCAUCGUGCUUCCAGGCGGGUUCGGGACGUUCGAGGAGGUUAUGGAGAUGACGACCUGGUCUCAACUCCGGAUCCACCGGUUACCCGUCGUGGUCCUCAACGUCAACGGCUUCUACACCCCGCUGAAACAACAGAUCGAACUCGCCGUGCAAGAAGGGUUCAUCGCACCCGCCAACAUGUCGCUGAUCGAGUUUGUAGACUUGGAAGCCAGAGACGAUCCCAUGCUCGAUUGGGGUAAGAGGGGGAUGGAGGCUGUCGAGAGGUGGUCAGUCGAUGACUCGGCGGGGUAUCAGUUGAGCUGGAGUAGUGAAGAGGGAAAGCCGCUCGGUCGAAAGGCUUGAGCGAGAUGAAAUGACGUUGUAGAUAGCCAGGAUCGGUCAUUGCACGAAAAGGAAAGUUGUCAUUGCCGAGUUUCAGCAUGCCGCCGCAACGGGCGA